Lindgomyces ingoldianus is the source of this 811-nucleotide messenger RNA. RefSeq lists its product as uncharacterized. NCBI's taxonomy places the organism in Eukaryota, Fungi, Ascomycota, Dothideomycetes, Pleosporales, Lindgomycetaceae. The transcript is spliced from 2 exons. Bases 180 to 500 code for a protein of 106 amino acids. The record is from RefSeq and is a predicted model, not a curated record.
AUCCUCAGUUUCUCAGUGCGAUGCAUUUCUGUUUGUCUCUUUGAGGCUCCAAUAACGCUGGUUAAACGUCAACAUCAAGACUCGGACUUUUGGAUAGACUCCCCAAAUCUACCUGCACCUUCCAUCUACCGUCUGCCAUCGGUCACCCUCAUGCAUCCUUUGCGCCCUAAGCCUCUACCAUGUCAUCCACCCCGAAAAAGUCUCCUCUCCGUCUGAAACCCUUAACCCUCUGGAUACCGCCAAGAUCUAUUAUGCCUUUAAUCAAUGGUUUAUUCCGACGGGAUAGCCAUAUCUACGACGCUAAUGACUCUAAUGCUGCACUUGGCAGUCUAGUUCUCACUCCCGGCGUUACAAAUGCCAACCUCUGCUUAAUAACGAAGACUGUCUCUAUAUGUACAAGCACUUUCUAUCUGCAAGAUGAGCAUCAGUCAAGGAUUGGGAAAGACAAUCGGGUUCAACCUGGAAAGCACUACAUUGUUGCUGGCAGUCUGGCUUUAUAAUCGCCCUUGAUGCGUAGUUACAAAGCUAAUUUGGAAGUAGAUUCUUUCGAUAUAAACAACUAGUCAUGCCUCACCUGACUGAUUUCUUUGGGGCUCUCCCUUCACGAGAUCGUCGAUGCGUCAUAUCUAAGGCAACUGUAAUUACGCUUGGUGGAAUUGACGUUUGGGGUCACCUUGAAACCGCACACAACUUCCCAUUAGCCUAGGAACAUCAUUGGAUUGAUUUACAAUUCAGCCAGCUGGACGUGGCUCUACUAGCUUUUGUUUAGAAUGGGAAGUUGCUUGAUUUCAUCAUUCACCAGGUAUUUAAU